UGUACCAAAGUAUACUUCUGUUAGCAUUGCACAGGGUAUUUAAACAAAGAUAAGGGUUAAAGAAGCCCUGCUCUUGAUAUAGCUAUAGAGCGUGAUUAACUCAGACAGCUGAGUCCAUCAACAGCAAGCCGGUUCUGUCUCGUUGAUCAGGCGGUGAUUGAGUCUCUCAUGCAGCAAAAUCGGGCCAUAGGUCAGGAACUGGAGGUGCAAAUGACACGCGUCCGUGAAAUGGAGGUCAUGCUCGCUGAGGCUUAUGAGCAGAAGGCCGCAGCGGUGUCCAAGAGCCAGACCGCCAUGGAGGAACUUCAGGACUUCAUACGCGGCAGAGACAAGCUUCUCAAAGAGUUGAGCGAGGACUACAGCCUGCUGAAGGAGGAGAAAGGCCGUCUGCAGAGCUUUUUCUGUGACGACGAGCAGGAAAACGCAGCCCUGAAUAAGUCAUUUCAUCAGAGCCAACCUCAGAUAAACAAGAUGCAAGGUGAACUAAAGGACCACCAGAGACAUCAGCGCACAAGCAGCCAAAGCAAGCUUAAAGCUCAUGAAGAGAGGGAGUCUGGUCGAGAAGAUUUCGCUUCGGUCACUCUGGACUUGAAAGAAUUUGGUCCCUUUCUGGGAGGAACGAUGGACGGGCAGCACCAGAACUCUAUAGCACAAUCUGGACCUGUAGCUUCUGAGGGAGCCGCACACAUCAGCAUGGAUUACAAGACAAAAAAAUUUCAAGUAUAACACAACCAUCGUUCUGAAUUUAUUUUUUACAUCUUUUGUCAUUACAUAAUUCAUAUGUUUUUCUCAAUUGUUUGGGUCUUCUUUCAUUCCAUCGUUUUGUAUUAUUUAUAUUUAUUUAAUAAAUUUUUUUUGGUCUGCAAUAUAUGAAAUGAAUCACUUUGCCACAGGCAUUUGUGAAGAGAUUCAUCAAUGAGCAGCAGGGGGCGCUAGUGCUUACAGGGUAAGUGGAUCACACAGUGGUUCACACAGAGAGCAUCAGGUGACAAAGACAUUGCAUAUAGGAUGCAAUGAAUAUCAGGUGAUGUAGGUGGUGCUGUGAUUGACACAGUGCAUAUCAUGUAACACCGAUGGAGCUGUGGGUAACAGUGCAUAUCAGGUGAUCUAAUGUGUGACCAGGAAUAUCACCUGACACAGGUGGUGCUGUUGUUAACAGCAAAUAUCAGCUUUUCAGAAAGCAAAUUUUCAGAUAAAUUUCGAUCUUGUGGUAAACAUUUAAACAUUUAUUUUAUUUUGCUCAUUUUCCACAAUACAAUGAGUAUUUAGGUCAUUACUGUGAUUAAAAACAUAACUGCAUGAUUUUGAGUUGAUAUUGAUAAUUUUAUGUUCUAAUGAAUGAAUCAAAUCAUUUCCUGCAUUUUUAUAAACACAGCUUCAUUGCCUGAAUACUGUCAAAUCUUGUCAGAGAAAUAAAUAACGUUUGAAGACAUUUAGAUUUUAAUAUCAA
Molecule: messenger RNA, 1450 nt
Organism: Anguilla anguilla (European eel)
Lineage: Eukaryota; Metazoa; Chordata; Actinopteri; Anguilliformes; Anguillidae
Exons: 4
Coding region: 169-726 (185 amino acids)
Source: RefSeq, a predicted model, not a curated record